CGUCUUUCUCGAGCUCAUCCCGGAGAGCUGAUAGAGAGUAGUCAUACUAGUAAUCAAAAACAGAGCAUUAAAUUCAUGAUUCAUCUUCUUCGCCGCUUUCUCUCUUCCCCUUUCUUGUCCAAAAUGCAGAGCCUGUGACCUCCACUCUUCUAAUCCAAACCCACCGAUUUAAUCCCUCAAUUUUCGAAAUCCAUACGUCAAUUGAAAAAUCGGAUUCGAAUUGAACGCUCUAGGGUUCCGACGAAUCGAGCAGCAGUGAGAUGAGCGAUGACACGGAGAGCUCAAAUUGCGAGCCUCCUGACCUUGAGAAGCAGCAGCACCGUGACGGCGGCGCUGAGGCGGUUACCUCAAUUCCCGAUUCUUCUGCCGUUGAGGAUACGGUGCCGCCGCUGCUGAACGUCGUCGUUUCCGAGCCACCACCGGCUCCGCCCGCCGCCACCGCCAAUUCGUCCAAGGAGGUUAAGGGACAGCAUUCCAGAAACUCCAGCGCUCAUGAACAAUGCAGGGUGUGUCAGCAGGAUAAAGAUGAAGCUUUGAUUGAUCUCGGAUGCCAUUGUCGAGGUGAACUUGCGAAAGCGCACAGAUCAUGUAUAGACACUUGGUUUCAAUCCAAAGGAUCAAACAAAUGCGAGAUUUGCCAAGAGGUAGCUACGAAUGUGUCAACUCCAGAAUCCCAGCCAACUACAAAUUAUUGGGUUUGGAGAAUUGAAACAACCUAUCGAUCGCAAAACCCAGACCAGGGCUGUAUGAGCCCACUUUGGGUGGCAUUCUCAAUCCUCAUUGGUGGUCUGCUGUUGGACGUGCUAAUAUCUGCCACCCUUGGCAUCUCUGCAGUUCCCAUUAACAUUAUCAUCGGUGUUAUUGUGGUCCUUGGGCUUGGAACUGUACUGAGACUUGCCUUGGCCUUUUGCCAUGAGUGGGGUUCGAGGAGAGUUGUGCAGCGGGUGGACACACAGACAGUGCCUCUUGGCUACCAUCCUGGUCUUUAGGUAGAACCUGUAAAUAGCAAUAAGAUGUAGAAGUAGAAGAACUUCAAUUUAUUUUGGGAUCUAUAUAAUGUUCAGCUUGUCAUUUGCUCUGUUUGUGCACUAGUGCUGAUUACCUCACACACCAAAUGUACCUUGAAUACAAAUAAAUCUGGGUUGAAAUAAAUUUCAUA
Rosa rugosa (rugosa rose) is the source of this 1159-nucleotide messenger RNA. RefSeq lists its product as uncharacterized. Gene Ontology annotation, molecular function: zinc ion binding. The transcript has 6 exons. Bases 261 to 989 code for a protein of 242 amino acids. The record is from RefSeq and is a predicted model, not a curated record. NCBI's taxonomy places the organism in Eukaryota, Viridiplantae, Streptophyta, Magnoliopsida, Rosales, Rosaceae.